AUGGAAGAGAUUUGGAGAAUGAGCUCGAGUUCCUCACCAUCUCGACACUUUAGCUCGUUUCAUCCUCUCCCCAAUUCACGCAGAUCUAGCAAGAUGUUUGGCUUCAGCUUGAAGCAUGGUCCCCGCAGCAAUGGUCUAGACGACGAAUACCAUCAUCCCGUGGUGAUCAACGGCAUUGAGUCCACACCGACGAGCCAGCACCCGUCUCCUUGGGCGUCGAGAGUUCCUUCGCCGUCGUCGACCCCUUGCUCGUCGAUCGCGCACGGUGAUCUCGGUAACGAGAGUCCUCCUGUUAGCCGCACACCCGAGAAAAAACGCAGUUCGUGGCUGGGAUCCAUGCCAGCAUCGUAUUUUACGCCUCAUCGAGCACCAGCCUCACCGAGCGAGAACUUCUCUCUACCGCCUGUCGUGACUCGUGCUGGGAGAAGACCUCAUUCGAGGGCCAACUCAUCAUCUUCGAGCUCGAGCAAGUCCAUGGUGGCUCCCACCUUGGAUCAUCAUCGUGAAAAGGCAAAGGCUGACACCGUCGACUCCGCUAGAAGCAACGCGGAGGUGGAGUCGAUGAUCCCCAAUGUGCAAUUUUUAGGUCUAAUGCUGCUCCUGAUCUUGCUCAUCUCUUCUCCUCUUAUCAAAGUUCUGUCCGUUCUGCUGUUUGUUGCUCUGGUCGUUCUGGAUGACUCUUGA
Molecule: messenger RNA, 684 nt
Organism: Mycosarcoma maydis (corn smut)
Lineage: Eukaryota; Fungi; Basidiomycota; Ustilaginomycetes; Ustilaginales
Exons: 1
Coding region: 1-684 (227 amino acids)
Source: RefSeq, a predicted model, not a curated record